ACCGACAAGUCGGCUUUGACACUUCUUCAACCGAAUAUAUUUCAAUAAAACAUAAGAGUUUAGUGUUGAACGUUUCAGUUGCAUUAUGGUGUGGACGAAACGACGUUCACAAGCGCAUGGAUUGGUACUAAAAGUGAAGUGGUAGGUUUUUUUUUUUUAAGUGUUUCAAAGAACGGACAGAAGAGUCCGCGGUGUAUUUAGAAAAGACGGUUGUGUGGAACUUAUGUUAAAUUAACGAAACUCGGGAGGAACUUUUCUAUUUAUAUUAAAGAAGAUUUGUAUUUCAUACGCAUAAUGAUAACUAUGUUGAAAGAAUACACUCGACUGUAUAUUUUUCUGAUAAUAUGCGGUCUCGGCGCUACACAAGACUACGAGGAGGGUGAUUCCUGCGACUUUGCGGGCUACAACGGAACGUGCUUGGCAAAGAGCAAUUGCCAUACCCUGCCGUUCUUUAGGUCACUUCAAAUAGGCCGCUGUGAUUUCUUGGUGUUUGAAGAAAUGAUUUGUUGUCCAAAUUUACCGAUAGUGCAAACUCCACCUAAAAAUUUGGAUCCGUCACCUGUGGAGAGUAGUACGGAAGGCAUACAAAUAGGUUCACAUACGCGCAAUGUCGUUGACAACAACAAAUUAGACGCAUUAAUACAAGAAAUAUUUGGUAAAAAUGCGCCGGCUGAGAAUGAAACUGAGACCAAUCAUAGAAACAAGGCGUCGGCUACAGAUGCAAAUGAAAAAUAUAUUAAAUUCUAUUAUAAAAUCUGGCCGGGACAUGCACUUGGAUCAACGACGACAACGACUGUUAAGCCAGGUCAAGUUCUAUCUAGGAAUGCAGACUUAAGAUUACAUGAUAUAUUUAGUCUUGGAAACGCUAACAACGCUUGCGAGACGCGGCACUACAAAGGCGUUUGCAAGCCAAGACUACAAUGCACACAUUUGGCCCAAAGUUUGACGGAUAUGCGUUUACAGGAUAAUGAUGUGCCACUUUGCGGACGAGAAGAUAUGAUUUGCUGUCCCAAUACUGUGCGACCCGCUGUUCGUGCAUGCCGUGCCAUUGAACGUGGAUUGCCGCCUUUUCAAGAAGAACAUAUUAUCGGUGGGGACAAAGUGUCCAUCUUGCAUUAUCCUCAUAUGGCCAAAAUUGUGUAUGAGCGAAGCAACUUUGUCUGUGGUGGUACAUUGAUCCAUGAGCGUUUUGUGUUGACAGCAGCGCAUUGUGUUAUCGUAAGAGGUACAAACGCUUCAAAAGUCAUUAUGGGCGUGGCUGAUUUAACUGACACCAAAUCGCGCUCUCGGCAAGAGAUAGAUAUUGAGACGACGUUUGAACAUCCGCGAUAUUCAAGUUUUUCCAAAUAUUUCGAUAUCGCUUUGAUUAAAUUGAAGAAAAAUGUCACAUUUAGUCUAGCGGUGUAUCCAACGUGUUUGCAUACAGAUCCCACAGAGUUACCUGAUGGCGUUGAACUAACUGCAGCUGGUUGGGGACUCACUGAAAAGCAGGUUACAUCAGAGCACUUAAUGGCGGUGCAAUUGAAUAAAGUGCCGCAUGCAGAAUGUAAUCAAAGUUAUGCAUAUCACAUUGAUCGUCAUCUAAAACAUGGCAUUGACGAUACACAACUGUGUGCUCUUGCACCCGGGAAGGAUACCUGUGGAGGUGACUCUGGUGGUCCAUUACUUUUACUUAAAAAUGCAACCUAUAACAGCUACAGAAUUGUUGGUGUCGUUUCCUUUGGUGACCUAAUGUGUGGUCACACCACACCAGGUGUAUACACUAGGGUCUCGGCGUUUUUGGAUUUCAUUGAAGACAUUGUAUGGCCAGAGGCACUACGCAAACAAUAAUCUAUAUUUGAUGUAUUGUUUAUUGUUUAUACUCAUGUUCCAACACUAUUAACAAGCAUUUAUGUUUUUAUUUAGAACUAUAUUAUUUCAAAUAUUUACAUAAUAAAAUAAUAAGUGUCAAAAAUAUUAAUUAGCAAAGACA
Molecule: messenger RNA, 1972 nt
Organism: Zeugodacus cucurbitae (melon fly)
Lineage: Eukaryota; Metazoa; Arthropoda; Insecta; Diptera; Tephritidae
Product: serine protease persephone
Exons: 8
Coding region: 295-1830 (511 amino acids)
Biological process (GO): proteolysis
Molecular function (GO): serine-type endopeptidase activity
Source: RefSeq, a predicted model, not a curated record